AUUAUUGACAGAUGGUUCGACCAAUCACAUUAAAGCACUGGAGCCAGCCAGCCAAUAACAAUCAUCUUGAAUAGGUCUGGCUGUUCUACGGUUCAACGACAUUUCAGUGAGUACAUCCAUACUGUCCUUCCUCUUCAUCAUGGCGUCUGGAGCGUUGUUCCCCAGCAUGGUGUCUGGGUCCCGUGGCUCUUCCAGCAAGUACCUGGUGGAGUUUCGGGCCGGUAAGAUGACCAUGAAAGGCAGCACGGUGACCCCUGACAAGCGCAAAGGUCAGGUCUACAUUCAGCAGACCGACGACUCCCUGAUCCACUUCUGCUGGAAGGAUCGGACGACCGGGAACGUGGACGACGACUUGAUCAUCUUCCCGGAUGACUGCGAGUUCAAGCGCGUGAGCCAGUGCACCACGGGACGGGUCUAUGUGCUGAAGUUCAAAGCCGGUUCCAAAAGGCUCUUCUUCUGGAUUCAGGAGCCCAAGACUGAUAAGGACGAGGAGCACUGCCGCAAAGUGAACGAGUAUCUCAACAACCCUCCGAUGCCCGGCGCGCUCGGUAGCGGCGGCAGCGGAGGACACGACCUGUCCGCUCUGGGAGGGGAGGGCGGCCUGCAGAGCCUUCUGGGUAACAUGAGCCACAACCAGCUGAUGCAGCUCAUCGGACCGACGGGACUGGGCGGGAUCGGGGGUCUCGGGGCGCUGGCGGGACCAGGCUUGGCCAACCUCCUGGGCGGCGGCGGCGGCAGCAGCAGCAGCGUCCCUGCUGCCAGUAACUCCUCCACAAGUCCAUCCACAGCCGUCACACCAACCUCCACCUCGACUGCCAGUCGGCUCGGCUCCACCCAGGUCCCCACCACCCCCAUCACUCCCUCGGCCACCUCGGCCGCCUCCCCCACGGCCUCCACACCCCCCACGCCGGCCGUCCCCUCAGCGGCGAGCCCCGCACAGCCGAUCCAGCUCAGAGACCUGCAGAGCAUCCUGGCCACCAUGAACGUGCCCGCCAGCGGACAAGGAGUGGACCUUGCCAGCGUCCUGACACCUGAGAUCAUGGCCCCCAUCCUGGUGAACCCCGAGGUGCAGCAGAGGCUGAUGCCGUAUCUGCCCUCCGGGGAGUCCCUGCCUCAGAGCACCGAGGAGCUCCAGAACACGCUCAGCUCGCCCCAGUUCCAGCAGGCCAUGAGCAUGUUCAGCAGCGCGCUGGCCUCCGGUCAGUUAGGGCCUCUGAUGAACCAGUUUGGUCUUCCUGCAGAAGCUGUGGAUGCAGCAAACAAAGGAGACGUCGAGGCUUUUGCAAAAGCCAUGGAGACGGAGACAAAGGUGGACCAAGACGGAGAUUCUAAAGACAAGAAGGACGACGAUGAAGACAUGAGUCUGGACUAAGUUUAUUAGUAUUUAAGACUGUGUGCAGUGAUGAGAAAGGUGCAAGAGAGAAGAGUCCUCCGGACGUCACAGCGCAAGUUCCAUCUACAAAUACUCGGACGCACCAAACAAAACGGACACAGGAAGACAAAAAUAAAAGCACAAUCAACGUGCUCAUCCAACAGCUCCAACAUAGAGUUCAAGACCACGCAGCGCGGACAGAAAGACAUCCAGGGAGACGCCGCGUGACAUCGAGUCGAGUCGAAGCUCCGC
Messenger RNA from Pungitius pungitius (ninespine stickleback), 1624 nucleotides. RefSeq names its product proteasomal ubiquitin receptor ADRM1-like. The record is from RefSeq and is a predicted model, not a curated record. The coding region runs from base 140 to 1372 and encodes 410 amino acids. The transcript is spliced from 11 exons. Gene Ontology annotation, cellular component: proteasome regulatory particle, lid subcomplex; cytoplasm; nucleus. Lineage: Eukaryota; Metazoa; Chordata; Actinopteri; Perciformes; Gasterosteidae. Gene Ontology annotation, molecular function: proteasome binding; endopeptidase activator activity.